AUGAUAAACUCAUCUAAAAAAAAUUCCAUAUCUAUUUUCUGGGCAAUGUUUACUAUAUUUAUAGUGGUAGUAUCAUUGAUAAGUUCGGAAGCUCUACAACAAAAUAGAGAGCUGUUUUCAGUGACAGGACCGCUCAUGAGAGUUACGAUUAUUAAUAAGAAUAAUUAUAUUCUUGGAGUCCAUUGUAAAUCAGGAGAUAAAGAUAUAGGUUUUCGUGAUCUUAAAAAAGAUGACUCUUAUGCCUGGAAGUUUCACGUUAUUUUUUUUAAUACUACACUCUAUUUCUGUGGAUUUAACCAGAGAGAAGUAAAUAAAGGUGUGUUCGACAUUUACGAAGCAAUUCGGGAUUUUACAAGAUGUAAAAAAUGCACAUGGAAUGCAGAAAUAGAUGGUAUUUAUGGAUAUAGUGAAAAUCCACAGCCGGCUUCUCUGUACUAUAAAUGGUUAAAAUAG
Messenger RNA from Eutrema salsugineum, 453 nucleotides. RefSeq names its product S-protein homolog 6. The record is from RefSeq and is a predicted model, not a curated record. The transcript has a single exon. Bases 1 to 453 code for a protein of 150 amino acids. NCBI's taxonomy places the organism in Eukaryota, Viridiplantae, Streptophyta, Magnoliopsida, Brassicales, Brassicaceae.